Messenger RNA from Naegleria gruberi, 1761 nucleotides. RefSeq lists its product as uncharacterized. NCBI's taxonomy places the organism in Eukaryota, Heterolobosea, Eutetramitea, Acrasida, Naegleriidae. The transcript has 2 exons. The coding region runs from base 1 to 1761 and encodes 586 amino acids. The record is from RefSeq and is a predicted model, not a curated record.
AUGCAUGUCAUUGACAAACAAAGUCAAUUGCGAGAUAUAUCACAACCUUUCACUGUGGUUUCUAUUCGAAAGUAUUACACAAGUUUCGUCAAUCAUUUGGCACCAAUUAUGACCUCUGGAGUGGAAUUUCUUUCAGAUAGUCGACCUCUCCAAGAAUAUUUCAAUGUUUACUGCGUUUAUACUUCAGUUUUCAGCAGUGGAAAUUUGGCGCCAAAUGACAAUUCCAUAUUAAGUAAUCUCAACUCUUCUAUUUGUUCAAGUAUAAAUCAUUUAGACGAUUCCAACAUGCCAAUCGAUGCUGCCCAUAACAGUUAUCUUGUUCUGAACCAAGAACCUUCCAUCAUCUUCUCCCCAAAUAGUUUACUUCCACUUUGGUCAAUUAUCUUGAAAAAUGCAAUGGUUGACCAGACGAUGAGGUAUAAAGUUUGGAAUUAUUCGAUUUCUGAAACGUUUACAAUGUAUGCACUGUAUGAUAAAGCAACAAGUAUGGAAUAUGUGUUGGAUAGCGAUCUAGUUUCGAAUAGGGAAGGAAUUGUAAAAGAAUUGGAAGAGGAAAUAUGGAACGAUUGUAAAUUAUUCGAAAGAGUGUACGAAAUUCAAAUGAGAGAAGGUUUAGGAUUGGGAUUUUCGUCAAUCUCCAUUUCUGAAAAUAGGAUUUGCAAUGAAACAUUACAAAAUUCAACAUUUAUGGAAGAAUAUCAUCAAGCAAUUUUGAGAAUUGAUUUAUACUUGAAUUUAAUGUUGAAUUAUUCGAAUCUUGUGAAUACUACUGGAAGUUUAACUCAAAUGCUUCCAAGUUCCACUUUCUAUUUUAUGGAUAAUCUUAUUGCUACCUUUAAUCCAACCUUUCUAGUGGAAGCUAUUCGAAAUGUUUUACAAAAUGGAGGAUUUAACACAUAUUUGUCCUAUUCGAAACCUUCCUCGAACUAUGAUAUGGAAUACUUCUCCAUGCUUCAAAAAUCAGAUCUGAAACCAGUUUCUCAACUCAUGAUUCAUCCAAAUUGUUUCUGCUAUUACAACUUAAUUGACUUGUUUAUCAUGAUCUUAAUGAUGGGAUCUGUCAUUCCAAUCAUUGUUGGUUCAGUUGAGGAUGGAACUCCCUAUUUCAUUGUUCGAAAGGUCUUUACAGUAGUUUUCUUUGUCAUGUUCUAUGCAAUCAUUGGUGGAACUGUGACAAUUGCUCACUGGAUCAACAAGUUCAGAAGACUGAAAUCCAAAUACAGAAAUGCACAAGUUACCACAUUGGAAUCAUUCUUGGAAGAUCAGCAAUUUAGAGAAAUGUUUCGAACCUAUUCCAAAAAUGAAUUUUCAUUGGAAAAUAUUAUCAUGUAUGAAGAAUUGGAAAAGCUAAAAAAGAACAAUAAGGUAACCCCUCAGGAAUUGAAAUCUCUUCAAGAGAAAUUCCUCCUUUCAUCCUCUGUUCAUGAAGUUAAUUAUCCAUCGGCAGUUAAGAAGAACUUUCAAGAAUUAUUGGAUUCGUAUAAGGAUGAGGACGUUUCUUCCAAUGACAGUGAUUCAACCACACAAACAAAAUCAUCCAAUUCCCUUAAACAAUCAACAGGACUUCCAAAGAAGGGAACUGUUAUGUUGGAAAAGAUGUUAGAAUUGGUCAUGCCAGAAUUAUUGAAAAACAUGUUUGACACAUUUUCUCGCUUAAAGACAACACCUGAAUUUGGGCAUUGGUUUGAGAUGAAGCAAAUACAGACAACAGAAUUGGGAGAGGAACAACACCAAGAACAACCAAAAGAUGAGAAAGUUUAA